This is a messenger RNA of Danaus chrysippus (African queen), 1506 nucleotides long. The record is from the annotation of a GenBank genome assembly. Lineage: Eukaryota; Metazoa; Arthropoda; Insecta; Lepidoptera; Nymphalidae.
AUGCUGAUGGUACAUACUAACGCUCAACCUAUGAAGACCACGAAAAUAAAAGGACCUCCACCUGUUCCUCCGCGACCCAGUCAGAGUAUGGUGGCCGAGGCUCUGGCGAAGACGAGGAAAGCGGUCGCGGAUUCUAAAGCGACGCUGAAAAGCCGCACUUUCACCAAAAAUGAAAUGACCCAUGUUUCAUCGAGGGCCAAAACAUUGGACAGGAAUACGACGUCGAUCAAACCAACCGUGUCGCCUCGACAAAAUGGACUCGCGCGCGUCAAGUCAUUCAUUAAAGACGUUAUCAGUGACCGGAGCUCUUCAUCGGACGAGAGGAAGUCCAGUGGAGCGAACUCCAGGAGAAGUUCCAGCGACAGCAGCUCAAUACAAUCACCUACGUCGAAUAAAUCAAAUGAAUCUCUCAACUCCAAAGCCGUCAAAACAUGUAGACAAAUAUUAAUCCGAUCUCUUUCUACGUCUAAUAAAUUAGAUCAAGACACCAAGUGCAAGGUAUCGAAAUCAUCUAGUUUCGCCGAAAAGACCUUACCUUUACGUAAAGCACCACCGCCACCGCUGUCACCUAAACCUAAGCUGAAACCGAUGAAACAACUUCCCGCACAGAAAACAAACACAGAACCGAGAAAACAACACAAGGAACCGAGCGUCGGUCUGUAUUCAUUACCGGUGGAUGCAAAACCUAUUGAAACGGCGGCCAGUGAAGCGUGUUACGCGACUGUCGAAGAUGUAGCACAAGUUGAAGACAGAUUACAAGUAGAAGAAAAAACUAUAACCAAAACUGAAAAAGACCAAGAACAGGAGGAUAUUAAUAAGAACACAUUAGAAAGAAAGACUUCUAGAGUAACAGAGAUGCUUAUUUCAGAGAUUCUGGCUAGCAGAAACAAUAAUAAAGAUGAGGCUAACGCUGUUAUAGAUAAAGGGAAGGAUUCUGAGAAAACGAACGGUAAUGAAGACCAGAGUGAGAAAAUGAAAGACAUGAAUAAUCACGAAAUGUUGAUAUAUGAACUACAAACGAUGAGAUCACAGAGCAAUAUACCAGAUACUGUUGAUGUCAAAGAUGAAAUGCAUUGUGACUCGGAGGAAGAGAAUUACGGUGAAUCAAUUAACAGUGAAUACAUAGACGACGAUGAAGCAUACGCGAGCAUCAGGGAAGAUGACGACCUCAAAUCUAGAUUACGUAAGCAGUUUCGUGCUAUAAGCACCAUGUCGCUCCAAGGAUUGCCACCGCUGCCCAAGAGUCUAAGUGGUUUCGCUGAUGCUGACGAUCUCUUGGACCCUCCCGGGCCAGCACCCUCACAGGAGCCCCCCACUGACCUCGACUCACAGCUGGUCUAUUUGAAGAGAGAAAUGGCCAGCCUGAGGCAGCUAGAUCUAUCUCUACUAUCCGAACUGUGGACGUUGUCUGAAGCUAUGGCGUCAUGGCGGCGUCAACUAGACCGAGGCUCGCGUCUCCGUCCCGCUCCCCCGCCGCCCCCGCCACCACAUUACUUAAGAACAUGA